Messenger RNA from Morchella importuna, 2457 nucleotides. RefSeq lists its product as uncharacterized. NCBI's taxonomy places the organism in Eukaryota, Fungi, Ascomycota, Pezizomycetes, Pezizales, Morchellaceae. Gene Ontology annotation, molecular function: protein binding. The transcript has 2 exons. The coding region runs from base 1 to 2457 and encodes 818 amino acids. The record is from RefSeq and is a predicted model, not a curated record. Gene Ontology annotation, cellular component: cytoplasm.
AUGGACGCCGCUGCGUCUAUUAUCGGUCUGAUAGCUGUUGGCACAAAGAUUUACGGGAUGCUAAACAAUUUCGUCACAACCUACAAAGAGGCUCCUGAAAUCGCCAAAACCAUACUCGAAGAAGUCCGAGACUUCCGGUAUGCUCUGGAGAGGCUUCGGCCCUACGUCGAACAGGUGUCACCGAUUACUCCUCUGGGGGCAGCUGCUACUGAUGUGUAUCAGCUCUCUCUUACAUUGGCAUCUUGCGUGUCAACCUUCUCACAGGUUGAAAAGGCCCUGGAUAGAUUGAUGCCAAUAGGGAAUGAGAAGAACUACAUCGCUCGAAUUCGUUGGACUUUAGCUAGUGCUGAUAUUGGUGUGCUUCUCGGGCGUAUUCAACAGCAUAAGGCGAGUUUAUCUUUACUCCUAGCGAUAUGGAUGAGUGAGAGUUCGUCACAAACCGAAGCCUCUCUGGACUCUCUGAAUGAUGUUUUAAGGGAGCUUCUGCUCCUUAAUGAACAGAAGAAAGCGGUAGAAUUGGUUGCCGAUGGUGGAGAUAUCUCGUCUACGAAUACUCUGGUCUCCACAGAGCCGGAGGCCGGCCGGGAGUCAAUGCUCUCGACAACAGAUGUGGAAACUAGCUCAAUCACCUCAAUAUCAACUUAUUCAUUCAGGUCGCGUCUUCUUACAUCUCGGCCCUACAGACGUAUCGCUCUCUUUGACUCUGGGAACUCGGAAUUUUCGAUUGCAACGUCGCAACGCCGCGGGGGGAGCUGGUCGACCCUACGCUCAAUAGGCUCCAAUCACUCGGUAUUCUCACUCCCGGCAACACUUCGCUCAAUCAUCACAAGAUCGACUCAGCCAUCCAUAUCUUCACUCUCGUCACAACUUCUGAAAUCUAGGCCCUACCAACAUAACGUUAUCUCUAGUGACUCUGGGAGCUCAAUGCUUUCGGUAGCAACGUCGCAACGCCGUGUGAAGAAAUGGUCGACCAUGCUCUCAAUAAAAUCCAAUCAGUCGAUAUUCUCAUUCCCCUUCACCAACUUUAAUUUCUCGUGCAUAUCCAUUAUGGCGGACGGGAAUCCAUCUCGGAUACCUAUUCCUAUCGAUGUUAGUUUGCUGUACAAGCACGAGUGGUAUACCCUAUCGCCAUCGUCAUCUCGAUCUAUGACGGAGGUAUGGGAGGAUGUACAGAAAGAGUCUCCUAUCCCAGACAAGAGUUAUGCUAGUAGCCCAGAGAUCAGUCUCCAUGAUAUGAAGGCGAUGACGGCGCUUAUCACCACGGGUGCAUAUCUUGACGGUCCAUUUCUGUCUUUCUGCGCAAGAAGAAAUAUAGGGCUAGCUCAUAUCAUAAUAGACAGGGCAUACGGCCCUGGCUUAAAUGAUAAAGGGGUCGAUCCCGUCUUGAUCGCUGCACUGAGGGCCGGUGAAUGGGGUGUAGCUCACGAUCUCUUCGAUAAGCAGAUGAUACCAGGGGAUGGCUCAAUGAGCCCCAAUUGGCGGGCAAAUGCGCUCGACUACGCAACCAAGGAAUCACUCAUGAAAAUUCUAUGUGCCCAACUCGUUGGUAGCUCAGACUUUAAGAGUAACGGUGUUAUUCCGCUCGCGCAGGCCGUCAAUAGUCGGGAUUCUACGGGUGAAACCGCUUUGAGAUUCGCUUGUAGAAGCAGUAAUGUCAAUCUCGUCAAGUUCCUUAUAGCCAAUGAUGCUGAUCCCGGGGUAAUCUUUCAGUCGGGCAACAGCCCGAUGCAGCAAUCGUCGUUAUGGCCACGCCAGCGCUCAUUGAUAAAGGCGCUAUUAGAUGGCGGGGCAGCCCUCGAGAGUAAGAAUGCUGAAGGCCGUACUCUUCUCCUGGAAUUUAUCAGGUCCCAAGAGGGGGAACUAUCCGGCUCAGACCUGGCACUCUUGAACCUCUUGCUCGAUACUGUGGCAUUUCUUACGAGCACUGACACGGAGGGGAAUAAUGCCCUGCUUAGUGCGAUAGAGUGCGGCAAACUCAGUAUUGUACAACGACUGCUUGAGGCUGGUGCGGACGUAGAGGCCAGGAAUACGAUAUCGGGCAAAAGUGCACUUCACCAAGCCGUUCGUUGUGAUAAUCCCACGAUUGUAAAGAUCCUCCUCGAAAGAAAGGCUCUUGUCAAUACCUUCGAUAACAGUGGUCGCACCCCGCUACAUGAUGCCUGUGUCUCGUUUUGCGAUAUGGAAAACCAUCUGGAAAUCAUCACCUAUUUGCUUCACCACUCCGCGUCAGUCGAUAGUAUUGAUCAGAGCGGAAAUACAGCUAUCCACCACCUCUUUCGGACCGUGACCGAGGCCCACAUACACUCAGGGUUGGUCGAGUUAUUACUCGAAAGAGGGGCAGAUAUUCAUAGACAAAAUGUUCAGGGACAGAGCGCCAUCUCAUAUCUAGGUGCCUCAAAUCAUAUAGAGAUAAUGAAGCUUGUUGAAAGCGUGAAAGCUAAGUUUGGGAGAGAAUAG